Molecule: messenger RNA, 705 nt
Organism: Lactuca saligna
Lineage: Eukaryota; Viridiplantae; Streptophyta; Magnoliopsida; Asterales; Asteraceae
Source: the annotation of a GenBank genome assembly
AUGCAUUUUGGAUUACAGACCCUAGGAAAUGAUGAUGAUGUCCUCAAUCUUGCCCAGUAUGUGAAUGAUCAUAAACUGAUAAGGGUUUACACUGAACAUGUUAAUGAAGCUACUUUAGCCUUGUCGACAUCCCCUGAGUAUAAUAAGAAAAUGGAUUUUAUCAAAGACAAACCGUUGUCAUCAUGCAUUAAGAAAUUAGCCAUGGAUAGUGUUUGUGUUGUUAAGAUUGGUGAGAAUAAGGAUGAUGCAACUAAUGAUAUUGACCAGGGAUUUAAUGAAUUUGAUGAGGAAGUUAAUGAGUUUGAUCUUAGGUUGUACCAACAUAUUUUACAGUCUAAUUUUGCAGUUAAUGAACAAAAUGUAGAUGAUAAGGUCCAUGAAGGUGAGGACAAUGCAGUUAAUGUGUUCCAUGAAGGUGAGGACAAUGCAGUUAAUAUGGAAGUUACUAAAGAAUUCAAUGAAAUGAAUGGAUUCAAUGAAUUCAAUGAAAUGAAUGAAAUCAAUGAUGAGAAUGUAGAUAUGAUAGAUUUUGUAGUUGAUGAUGGAAUUGAAGAUAAUAUAGAGACUGAUGAAGAGAAUCACGAAAGAAGUGAUGGGAGUGAGGAUAGUGAUGACAGUGAAUUCUGGGUUGAUGAAGACAACAUAAUCCCUGAUGCUGAAGUAGAUAUGAGGGAUUUUUACAUGAAUAUCGAUCUUGAAGCAUAA